Messenger RNA from Camponotus floridanus (Florida carpenter ant), 2923 nucleotides. RefSeq names its product glucose dehydrogenase [FAD, quinone]. The transcript has 5 exons. The record is from RefSeq and is a predicted model, not a curated record. The coding region runs from base 680 to 2566 and encodes 628 amino acids. Gene Ontology annotation, molecular function: flavin adenine dinucleotide binding; oxidoreductase activity, acting on CH-OH group of donors. Lineage: Eukaryota; Metazoa; Arthropoda; Insecta; Hymenoptera; Formicidae.
UCUGCUUCUUACCGGUGCUAGUCUCAUUUCGCUUAUAAUCAUUUUGCCGGUUCGUCAUUGAACACUCGAACACUUUUUGACAAAGUUUAUCAGGCAGAUCUGACUUAAUAUUGUACAUGCAGUAUAGAAUACAAUCGAUGAUUCAGGUGUGAUGAUUCAAGUGUAUGACCAUAAGCAUCGAGAAAGUGCUGUUAAUACCACGAGAAAGUGUAAUAUAAGUCUACGCAGAUAUCAAUAAGAGAAUGGAGAAACUAAUAGGACAUUAUUGAAAAAUAAAUACAAAAAUGUAUGCAAGUGACGAAUUAAUUCUCACGUUGACAGCCAUGAUAAUUAUUACAAAGAUAUUCUUGUGAUGAUAUCUGCAAAUGUGUCACCUAACAGAUUUGAACGAUGUUGAAAUGUCACAUGUAGUUACAACUAUAGUUUGUUGGAUUAUGUAAGCUGUUGUCAAAGAGCAAAAGAAAAAGACUGAUUUAAUUUUGCAUACGCACGUCAAGUCGAGUGGAAAUCCCAAGACCUUAAUAUUUUAUUAAAAAACUACACUACGAUAAAGAAUAAGCAAGAAGAAAAGAACAACUUACAUGAGACUUAUUUGUUCUACUAACGCUUGAAAGAAUAAUUGUCGGAUGACAUGCAUUUAGAUAUCAUUUGGACUACUGAUGUUUGGCGGUGGAAAUAAAUGGAAAUGGCUUCAAUAUUGACCAAUUUAUUCGGCACUUCUGUUCUUGGAUUCAGUUUAAUUCCACUUUUAGCAAUCGGUCUUACUGUAUAUAAAUACAACAGUCUCGAUCCAGAAUCACACCCAGAAAAUACACAAGAGUUGCUGCAAAUAUACGAUUUCAUAGUGAUUGGAGGUGGAAGCGCAGGUGCCGUGAUCGCCUCGAGAUUGUCAGAGAUAGCUAAUUGGACAGUGUUACUCUUAGAAGCUGGCGAUGACGAAAACGAAAUUUCGGAUAUACCCUUGCUUGCCGGAUAUACUCAGCUCUCAAAAUUUGAUUGGAAGUAUCAAUCCUCACCAUCUACCACCUAUUGUCUCGCUAUGGUAGGUGACAAGUGUAAUUGGCCACGCGGCAAAGUUCUGGGAGGAAGCAGCGUUCUCAACGCUAUGAUUUAUGUUCGUGGUAAUCGACACGAUUACGAUAAUUGGGCUCGAUUAGGUAAUAAUGGAUGGAGUUAUGAGGAAGUGCUUCCAUAUUUUCUCAAAUCCGAAGAUAAUCGAAAUCCAUACUUAACAAGAACACCUUAUCAUGAAACAGGAGGUUACCUGACUGUACAAGAACCACCCUGGAGAAGUCCUUUGGCAAUCGCUUUCUUGCAAGCUGGGCAAGAAAUGGGCUACGAGAAUCGCGAUAUAAACGGAUUCAAUCAAACUGGUUUCAUGUUGUCGCAAGCAACGAUUCGUCGUGGCAGUCGAUGCUCGACGGCGAAGGCUUUUCUACGACCGGUAAAAAAUCGAUUGAACCUACACAUAGCGAUGCACACUCAGGCUUUAAAGGUGCUCUUUAAUGCCGAGAAGAGAGCAAUAGGCGUAACAUUUCUUCGCGAUGGAAAACAAGGAAUCGUGAGAUGCAGAAGAGAAGUCAUCUUAUCCGCUGGCGCGAUUAAUUCGCCUCAAUUGCUUAUGCUGUCUGGAAUCGGUCCCAGCGAACACUUGACUGAGUUUGGCAUACCAGUGAUAUCCGAUCUACGAGUUGGAGAUAAUCUUCAAGAUCACGUAGGUCUUGGUGGACUCACUUUUCUUGUGAACGAGCAAAUCACUUUGAAGAGGGAACGCUUUCAGACAUUUUCGGUGAUGCUCGAAUAUAUCGUAAAAGAGAAAGGACCUAUGACCACACCGGGAGUCGAGGGACUGGCUUUUCUUAAUACCAAAUAUGCCAACAAAUCUGGUGAUUACCCAGACGUGCAAUUUCAUUUCGCGCCAAGUUCCGUCAACUCGGACGGCGACCAAAUAAAAAAAAUCACCGGUCUAAAAGAUCGAGUGUAUAAUACUAUGUAUAAACCUUUGCGUAAUGCUGAAACCUGGUCAAUUCUACCGCUUUUGCUGCGGCCCAAGAGCACAGGGUGGAUUAGGUUGAAGAGUAAAAAUCCCCUGGUUCAGCCGGAAAUUAUUCCUAAUUAUUUCACACACAAGGAGGAUAUAGAUGUUCUCGUGGAAGGAAUCAAGUUAGCUCUGCAGGUAUCUAACACCAGCGCAUUUCAACGAUUCGGCUCGAGACCUCAUACUAUUCGCAUGCCGGGUUGUCACAAAUAUGCAUUCAAUACGUAUGAAUAUUGGGAGUGCGCUUUGCGACAUUUUACCUUCACAAUUUACCAUCCAACGAGUACUUGCAAAAUGGGGCCGCAGAGCGAUCCUACGGCUGUCGUGGAUCCUCGAUUAAGGGUUUAUGGAGUUAAAGGUCUUAGGGUCGUUGAUGGUUCCAUAAUGCCGACCAUUGUCAGCGGCAAUCCGAAUGCGCCGAUUAUCAUGAUCGGCGAAAAAGCCAGCGAUAUUAUCAAGGAAGACUGGCGGGUAAAAAAAAAGCGAAGUGUUGAAAGGGAACGAACAAGAUUUUUUUUGUCGAAAUAAAAUUAAGAUUUAAUUUCGCAUUUUUUAGAUAUAAUCAAAAUUAUCGUGUGUGGAAAAACUACUAAUUUAAAAAAAUUUUUUUGUUAUGUAUAACGUUAUUUUAGUUUUUUAAAGUUCUUUCGUUAAUUUUUUUUACUUAUGUGAAUCUAAUAGAGAUCUUUCCCCCUUUUUUUCUCUCCCUCCUUCCUUCCCAUCACUUCCUCUUUCUUCAUUUCUGUUUGUCUUUCUCUCACCUUUUCACCCUCAUUUUCUUUAUGCACAUGCAUGUAUGUGAAGAACUGUGUUAUAAUGUUUUAAAUAUAUGUGAAAAUCUAAAGAUACAUUUAUAAGAAAGAUCAAUAUGCUGUUUAAUGCUUA